Molecule: messenger RNA, 2397 nt
Organism: Syngnathus typhle (broad-nosed pipefish)
Lineage: Eukaryota; Metazoa; Chordata; Actinopteri; Syngnathiformes; Syngnathidae
Product: zinc finger BED domain-containing protein 4-like
Exons: 2
Coding region: 210-2045 (611 amino acids)
Molecular function (GO): protein dimerization activity; DNA binding
Source: RefSeq, a predicted model, not a curated record
GAGGGAUUAAUAAAUUAAAUAAUAUUAUACUAAUAAUUAGGGAUGCACCGAAAAUUCGGCCACCGAAAAUUUUCGGCCGAAAACGACCCAAAAGUGCAUUUUCGGUUUUUGGCCGAAAGACCGAAAUCACCGAAACAACACGGCCGAAACUUGUGAUGACGUGAGCAAACAGCGCAGCCAGCACGCGGGAAAACGGGAUAAGAGCCAGCAUGUCUGCGGUGUGGACUGAUUUCACUAUAUCAGAGAAAGACCCACGGAUAGCGAUUUGCAAAACAUGCAAUGCUGAAAUUUCAAGAGGGGGUGCAUCUGCAAAAAGUUUCUCCACGUCGGGUUUAAUUCAUCACCUGGAAUCCAAACAUCCCGAUCGCCAUUCUGAAUAUGAGAAGAAGGCGACACAGAAAAGGAAACUGACACCGAGCACUCCCACUCCAUCUGUGGCGGACGUUUUUGAAAAGGCAAGAAAGUUCUCCAGUGAUUCUGCCAAGGCAAAGGGCAUAACACACAAAAUUAUGGAAUUCAUUGCCUUAGAUGAUCAGCCGUUCUCUAUCGUAGAAGAUGUGGGAUUUCGUAGGCUGAUAGAUCACAUUGAGCCCCGUUAUGCUAUGCCAAGCAGACGACAUUUCUCAGACGUGUGUUUACCUGAGCUGUUUAAUAUCGUUGCAACUCAUGUCCAUAAGCUUCUAGCAUCAGAUAUUACGGCGAUCAGUUUCACGACCGACAUAUGGAGCUCCGACGUCAGCCUCACCAGUAUGCUCAGCCUAACCGCGCAGUGGAUCGACAAAGAUUUCAAGCUGCAAAAGAUUCUGCUCCAUUCACAAGAGUUUAGAGGCUCACACACAGCAGCAGCAAUUUCUGAUGCAUUUACCAAUAUGUGCGACACCUGGCAUAUCGACCGAUCUAAAGUGCAUGCCAUAGUGAGUGACAAUGCAAGAAAUAUGACAAAAGCGAUAGAAGACAGCCAGCUGAAAGGAAUACGGUGCAUGGCCCACACACUACAUCUGGCUGUGAACGAGGGAGUGUUGUCUCAGCGCAACGUAAAAGACAUAUUGACUAUAGGCAGAAGAAUAGUUGGCCACUUUAAACAUUCUCAGCUGGCCUAUUCCCGUUUACAGUCUAUGCAAGAUCAGCUUGGAACACAAAUAAAACGGUUCCAACAAGACGUGCGUACACGCUGGAAUGGCACUUUUUACAUGCUGGAAAGCCUCUUUGCACAAAAGCGAGUCUUGGCUGCUUACAGCGCAGAUCAUGAGCUCCCCGCGACAUUCACUUCACACCAGUGGGUCUUAAUAGAGAACAUUCUCUCUGUCCUUGACCCCUUUGAGCAGCUAACGAAAGAGAUCAGCUCCUUUGAUGCAUCUGUUGCAGACGUAAUACCGUUAAUUGCGGCACUAAAGCGUCUUCUAAGUAAAGAAGUUGAGACGGACCACGGGGUGAAAACAAUCAAAAGUACACUCUUAGAGUCUGUCAAGAGACGUUUCACUGAGAGCAAUGAUGAUCCUCUGCACUUCAUCGCGACUGUACUUGAUCCGCGUUAUAAGGAUCAUUACUUGGAUGUGGGAAUAAAACAGUGCGCACGAGAAAUGAUCCAGGCCGCGAUGGAUGCGGACAACCCGCUUGGAGACAGGCCAGCGCACAGCGCAGGAGGAGAGCAGAGCGCCGAAAAAAGGACCCGUCACUCUGCACUAGAUGAGGGGCAUGCGCCUUUGUUGUCUGAUAUGUUCAAUGAGAUCCUGCAAGAGAGUGCCCCAAACAAUAGGCAGCCAACAAGCUCAACCGCUCAACAAUUAGAUGGUUAUCUGUCUGAAGUCCCCAUCUCCAGAAGUGAUGACCCUCUUGCCUACUGGAGAAAUAACCAUGGCCGCUUUCCUGACCUGGCAAAGAUGGCACGCAAGUACUUGUCUGCGCCGUGCACAAGCACUGACAGUGAGAGACUGUUCAGUGCUGCAGCUCAUGUUCUUGAUGAGAAGAGGAACAGACUUCACUGUGACAAAGCAGAAAAGCUACUCUUCAUCAAGAAAAACCUGCCACUUUACCUCAAGAAGUAGAAUGGGCGUGUGUCUAGUGUUAAAAUAUUUGUUUUCCAGUUUGUGCAUCCACAAUUCUUGGUGGAUUUGUUGUUGAUAAAGGCUAUGGUAACCAUUGUUUUGAUACACUUUUAUGUUGUACACACAGAACAAAAUUUAAAAGGCACUUGACUUAUGCACUUUGUGUUUUUAAAAGAGAACAUAUUUAAUUUUACAGUCUUUCAGCAGGCCAGUCAGUUAUAAGCCUGUAAAUUAUUAUUUAAUGUACACAUGAGUGGGGUCAAGUUAAACAUUUUAUUUUUAUUUUAUUAUUGAAUUUUAAUUUAUAUUGUGCAUUGUUGUAAUGUCAGUGCUAAAUAAAUAUUUUCAUACU